Molecule: messenger RNA, 885 nt
Organism: Medicago truncatula (barrel medic)
Lineage: Eukaryota; Viridiplantae; Streptophyta; Magnoliopsida; Fabales; Fabaceae
Exons: 2
Coding region: 121-720 (199 amino acids)
Biological process (GO): protein import into mitochondrial matrix; protein folding; protein stabilization
Cellular component (GO): mitochondrion
Molecular function (GO): zinc ion binding; protein-folding chaperone binding
Source: RefSeq, a predicted model, not a curated record
AUAGUUGGGUAUCGAAUACGAAAGCUGGAGUUGGGUGUUGAAUAAGAAACCUCCAGAACCUGAAUUUAUAAAUAAACCCAAAAUCCCAGAAAGAUUGAGUGAAGAGUACUUAGAAUAGCCAUGUCGGCGUUGGCGAGGUUUUUGCAGAGGCGAUUCAUUUCAACCCAAUCAUUCCAUCAUGAUCGCCACCCCAUCUUUCAAGCAUCCUCUGGGCAUUCUUCUAUCAAUGCAAUAUUAAACGGACGUGGAAUUCUCAAAAGGGGGGUCUCGACACAGACAAAUCUAAAUCAAAAUAUCUGUGAAGAUGUAAAAAUCAGUGAAGCUGACACCUUGAAGUCUGGUGUGAAUAACGUCCCUACAUCCAUGAGCAUUACCGAGGACUCUGCCAUCAAGGGUUCUGCUGGUUUUAGUGUGAAAGUAUCCUCAAGACAUGAUCUUGCUAUGGUUUUCACCUGCAAGGUCUGUGAAACAAGGUCGGUAAAGACGUUUUGUCGCGAAUCUUAUGAGAAAGGAGUUGUAAUAGCAAGGUGCGGGGGAUGUAAUAAUCUUCACUUGAUUGCAGAUCACCGUGGAUGGUUUGGUGAAAAAGGAACUGUUGAGGACUUCCUGGCUGCUCAUGGAGAAAAAGUUAAAAGAGGGUCAAUUGAUACACUGAAUGCGACAUUUGAAGAUAUAACUGGAAAACAAUCUUCGAAGGGUACAAUUUCACCAAAUAUAUAAGUUGCAUUAGGGUAGCACUGAGAUAUUGGAAGGGUAAGGGGAUGUAAUAAUUUUUGCUAUUUGUUUUUGAGGAAACAAUUGUUGGUGUUUGUAAACUCGUAUUUUUAUUACUGUCUCUUGAUUAUUCCGAUAUUAAAAAGUGUCAUUCAGUGUGAUGUUAUCUUA